This is a messenger RNA of Mangifera indica (mango), 2875 nucleotides long. Its product is annotated as anoctamin-like protein At1g73020. Gene Ontology annotation, biological process: chloride transmembrane transport. NCBI's taxonomy places the organism in Eukaryota, Viridiplantae, Streptophyta, Magnoliopsida, Sapindales, Anacardiaceae. The transcript is spliced from 16 exons. The coding region runs from base 698 to 2710 and encodes 670 amino acids. Gene Ontology annotation, molecular function: chloride channel activity. The record is from RefSeq and is a predicted model, not a curated record.
AACCAAACCAAACAAAACGUUAACGCCAAAUACAGCCUUAAAAAAUCCACUUGUGUUGUUUCAUAGAUGCUUCCUGUCACCUAUGUGUCAUUCUGUCUGCUCUUUAUUACAAUACGAGCUGAGCCUCAUUGCCUAGGAAGCAGCUGACUGUUUGGCCUCUAUUUCACGAGUGUUUUGCGAUCCUAAAUUGUUGUCUUUGACCAAAACAUUUUGUUUUGUGCCUUUUUUUUUUUUUUUUAGUUUUUUUGUUACGUGUUGAGAAAUUGUGUUGCUGUUUUAGCAGAUUCUUGUCUAUCUGGUUGAUUACAAGCUUUGUUUGAUCUAGAUACAGAUACCCAUUUAGCUAUUUGAGUUAACAUUGGGAAAUCCUUUUCGUUUUUUGAGCUAUUCGGAUUAAAAAAUGUUUCUUUCCUGUUUGUUUAAUUCGAAAGAGUGAGAUCCUUUUGGCGACUUCGGCUGUUUUAACAGAAAAUCGUAUCUUUUUGUUGGAUGCAUUUCCAUUUCAGCAAAAUUUGAUUUUGAUCCUGAAUACAGGGGGCAAAUUUGGGUCGAAGCAGGGACCCUUUCCGCUACUUUAGUCGUUUCAACAAGAAAGUCUUGGUCUUCAUUGAUAUCAUCACCACUUGAUCUUCUAGGCUACGGUAGAAGAUCUGUUUGAUUUCUUUCGUCUUAAGUUUUGACGUGAAUUCUGUUAGAAAUGAAUCGGCAUGAAGAAGAAGAGAUUGUUUACGAGAUAGGAGUGGUGGUACCAAAGAGAAAUGUCAUAGAAGGAAAGGAGAGUCGUGAUUGCGUUGAGAUUCUUGAAGCCGAGUUCAGGAAAGUGGGGUUGAUAGUUAAUAAAGUUUCUGGAGUUUCAGAUGAGUUUAUCAGGGUGGCCGCACCCCUGGAGACUUUGGGGAGGGCUGCAGCUCAGAUGCAGAUGAGGAAGCCUACUCAUAUUGGAAUGGAUCUACAAUUUGAAUGGGAGGAGGUUGAUGCUUUUGUGAAUCAGCCAGAUGGUUCAUUGUUUAGUUGGUGUGAGCGUUUUCAGUGCUAUCAACACUUACUAUAUGGGAUUGUAAACAAGAGUGACUCUGGCAUUGUUUUAAAUUUUGAUGGCAAAGAAUUCCAUUGGGAAGUUGGACAAUCUUUAUUGAAAAGGCUGGAAUCUGAGGGCAUUGUUAAACAAGUCUUUCCUUUACAUGAUGAAACCAAGAGGAGGAAGCUCUUGAGAAGUUGGGCACUCAGCUGGUGGGAUGUGACUGACCAGCCAAUCGAUGAGAUUUAUUCAUAUUAUGGGACCAAGGUUGCAAUCUAUUUUGCUUUUCUUGGAAAGUUUACAAAUUGGAUGUUCUUUCCAGCUGCAUUUGCGCUUAUCUUGCAAUUUUUUGAUUUCGGAUCAUUUCAAUGGCUAGUGCUCCCUGCUUUCUUCAUAAGCAUAAUUUUAUGGGCUGUGUUCUUUUUCCAGUUUUGGAAACGUAAAAACUAUGCCCUACUAGCUCGACUCUCUUUCUGUGGAUUUGAGUUGUGUAGAUGGCAUAUAAAUUGUACAAUUGGUGCCAGCCAAGGACAUAAACUUUUGGGCAUGGAGUGUGGCUCCCUUCAAUCUCCUCUGGAACUCAUUAGAAAAAAGGGAAUGGAUAUAAACCAGGAGAAGCAGUUAUAUCAAAGAUAUGAAUGGCUGGGAUAUUUCAUGCGAUUCAGAAAUGAUGCUAUCAUUAUCCUGAGCAUCAUCUGCCUACAGUUGCCAUUUGAGUUGACAUAUGCUCAUCUUUAUGAAGUUAUUGGAUCUGACUUACUCAAGUUUGGUUUGACAGGCAUUUAUCUUUUUGUCAUUCAGUAUUUCACACGGUUAGGGGGUAAACUAUCAGUCAAGCUCAUCAGAUAUGAAAACAAUGAGAAUACAGAGCAUAGGGCUGACAGCUUGGUGUACAAAGUGUUUGGUCUUUAUUUUAUGCAGUCAUAUAUAGGAAUUUUCUAUCAUGCCCUCCUACAUCGCAAUUUUACAACUCUUCGACAAGUCUUGUUUCAGCGUCUUAUGAUCUCUGAGGUGUUGAACAAUUUGUUGGAAAAUUCUUUGCCGUAUCUUAAGUACAACUAUAAAAAAUACAGGACAAUUAGAAACAAGAAAAAAGACGAGAAAGAAUCAACAAGUGGGAAGAUCCAUGUCACCUCCAGAGUGGAGAAAGAGUACAUGAAACCUGCAUAUUCUGCUAGUAUUGGUGAUGAGGUAGAGGAUGGUCUGUUUGAUGAUUUUCUGGAGUUGGCUUUACAGUUUGGGAUGAUCAUGAUGUUUGCUUGUGCAUUUCCUUUGGCAUUUGCCUUCAGUGUGGUGAGCAACAUCAUGGAAAUUAGAACGGAUGCAUUGAAGCUACUUUCUAUGAUGAAACGACCAGUUCCUCGUGCUGCAACAACAAUUGGAGCUUGGAUAAACAUAUUUCAGUUUCUAAUUGUGAUGUCAAUUUGCACCAAUUCUGCACUUCUAGUUUGGUUAUAUGAUGAGGAAGGGAAAUGGAAAGUAGAGCCGGGGCUUGCAGGAAUUCUCAUCAUGGAACAUAUUCUCCUGCUGUUCAAAUUUGGCUUUUCUCGCCUAGUUCCUGAGGAGCCUGCUUGGGUAAGAGCAAAUCGGGCGAAGAAUGCUACACAGGCACAGAAGGUGUGCUCUAAACAGCUACUGAGGAACUUUUCUGGUGGAGAAAGGACAUUCUAUGGACCAAAGAAGACAGAGUGAAGAUCCAUCUUUUUCAGGUUUAGUCAUUUAAGGUAUCUUAAACAAGAACCAGAAGUUGAUGCUGCUGCUGUUGUUUUAUGGAGCAGAAUUAUGCACCUUAAUGUAUGGGAGUUUGCUGUAAAUUGAGCCUUCUUUCAAGCAUAUUUUUAAGUGGUUUUGCUGCAA